UCAGCCUUACUGUUAACCGUUAGAUUCGAUGGAGGCGAUCGAGGAGUUGGCUCAGCUUGCCGAGUCGAUGCGACAAGCGGCGGCGCUACUUGCCGACGAAGACGUUGACGAGAGUCCAAGCUCGAAUUCUCGCCGGACUUCGACUUUUCUCAACGUUGUGGCGCUUGGGAAUGUUGGUGCUGGUAAAUCUGCCGUUUUGAACAGUUUGAUUGGGCAUCCAGUUUUGCCAACUGGUGAAAAUGGUGCCACUCGAGCUCCAAUAAGCAUUGAUUUACAGAAGGAUGGUUCUUUGAGCAGCAAAUCAAUUAUUUUGCAAAUUGACAAUAAGUCGCAACAGGUUUCUGCAAGUGCUUUAAGGCAUUCUUUACAGGAUAGGCUUAGUAAAAGUGCCUCAGGCAAGAGUCGGGAUGAAAUAUAUUUGAAGCUACGCACAAGUACAGCACCUCCCUUGAAGUUAGUUGACUUACCUGGAAUGGAUCAAAGGAUUAUGGAUGAGUCAAUGGUUAGCGACUAUGCUGAGCGCAAUGAUGCAAUUUUAUUAGUUAUUAUUCCUGCUGCCCAAACACCUGAAAUUUCUUCAUCUCGAGCUCUCAGAAUUGCCAAGGAGUAUGAUGGAGAAGGAACCAGAACCAUUGGUGUAAUAAGUAAAAUAGAUCAAGCUUCUGCGGAUCCGAAAGCUCUCGCUGCUGUUCAGGCUCUCCUUUUAAACCAAGGUCCACCAAAAACAGCUGAUAUCCAAUGGGUUGCAUUAAUUGGUCAAUCAGUAUCUAUUGCUUCUGCUCAGUCUGGAUCUGAGAGCUCCUUAGAAACUGCAUGGAAGGCAGAGAGUGAAAGUCUCAAAUCCAUACUGACUGGAGCCCCUCAAAGUAAAUUAGGCAGAAUAGCUUUGGUGGAUGCUCUGGCGCAGCAGAUUCGCAAGCGUAUGAAAAUCCGGGUUCCAAACCUCCUCUCUGGGUUACAAGGGAAGUCUCAAAUAGUUCAGGAUGAAUUAGUUCGGCUUGGUGAGCAGAUGGUCCAAAGUGCUGAGGGCACAAGAGCUUUAGCUUUGGAACUUUGCCGUGAAUUUGAAGAUAAGUUUCUUCAACACAUUACAACUGGUGAGCCAAUCCAAUGUUUCAUGAGAGAACGAAACACAUUGAGAUUGACUGCCACUUUAGAUAGUUUACAAGGCGUUAAAAAGAGGGAGAGAAAAAGGGUGUUUGUAAUUGUAGGAGAGGAAGCAAUAAACAUAAGUGGGGGCCAACAGGGGAAGGAAACAAAUGCUUAUGUGUUGUGGAAUAAGCUAGAUGAGUUAUAUGCUGGAAAAACAGGUGGCAACAAACUGUAUUUGAUGAAAAAGUUUAUGAACUUGAAGUGUAGAGAUGGUACUGCUAUUACUGACCACUUGAAUGAUAUGCAAGGUAUUAUUGAUCAAUUGGCCACUAUGAAAAUCUAUUUUGAAGAUGAGGACUCCAGUUGGGUCAUUGAUAGUGGUGCCACCAUACAUGCUACCUCCAAAAAGAAUUUCUUCUCACCAUACACACCAAGAUCAUUCGAUAUAGUGAAGAUGAGAAAUAAUGGUACGCCCAUGAUUAUUGGUAUAGGUGAUGUAUGCUUGGAGACAAGCAAUGGUAGUAAGCUGACUUUGAAAAAUGUAAAACACAUUCCUGAUAUUAGGAUGAAUUUGAUUUCAGGUGGAAAGCUUGAUGAUGAGGGUCAUUGCAACAUCUUUAGUGAAGGACAAUAA
Messenger RNA from Pistacia vera, 1726 nucleotides. Its product is annotated as dynamin-2B-like. The transcript has 12 exons. Gene Ontology annotation, cellular component: microtubule; membrane; cytoplasm. Gene Ontology annotation, molecular function: GTP binding; microtubule binding; GTPase activity. The record is from RefSeq and is a predicted model, not a curated record. The coding region runs from base 29 to 1726 and encodes 565 amino acids. Lineage: Eukaryota; Viridiplantae; Streptophyta; Magnoliopsida; Sapindales; Anacardiaceae.